AAUUAAGGUUGUUCAUACGCAACUGUUCCCCGGAUGCAACAACAAUUAAUAACUAAAAUAAACACAAGAAAAUUACUCAAACCUGACUGAAACAGUACAGCAAUUCAAAAUCAAACACCGCUGCCCCAACUUGUGAUUCUUGCUGCUUCUUCUCAUACUCUUGGUUGCAAAACAGAGACUCAUCGUAUUCAAUGCAACAACAGAUUUCUUGUUGUUUCAAUGGAUGAUGAUGAUGAUGAUGAUGAUGAAGGGAUUUGCUGACUUUGGUCAUAUAGCAUGUGAUCUUUUGUGUGUGUGUAUUGUUUGUAAAUGAUUGAAGAAUUGUAUUUUGAGCUGUUGUUGUUUGAAAAUGGGUGUGAAAGAGAAAAGGGAAAGUCCCAUAAGCCCCGUGCUUCUGAAACUUGGUGCGGCUUUGGCUUUUUCUCUUGGUGGGAUUGUUUAUACCUUUUUUAGAAGUAAAAGAAUUAAGCCCUCUGUUCCAAAACCUGCACUGAAUUCUCCAGGUAAGGGCAGUCAGGUUUGUUCAAGAAGGGAAGAUGGUGGGGUUGCGGAUCGCGCUUUGCAGGAUUCGUCUCUCCCAAAAAUUGCUUCCCAGAAUUCCAUCAGUGAUCUCUCCUCAAGUGGUAGAUGCAAUGGAGAUAGAGAUGGUUUUCUCUUACCAGAGUUUAGUCAGCUUGUAAAAGAAUGUAAUAUGGUCCCCACAGAUGAUAUUUCUCCUGGGAUGAGUGGGCAAUCCUUAGCUCCCGAUGUAGCAUCACCUUUGGGAAACAAAUACGCUGAAGAUGAGGAACAAACCAGAGAUAUCAGGAGCCUAAGGAAUAAGGUUAAAAUUCUUGAAGAAAGGGAGAGGUACCUGGAGGUUCAACUGCUUGAGUAUUAUGGCCUUAAAGAGCAGCAAAAUGCUCUCAUGGAGCUCCAGAACCGGUUAAGAUUAAACAACAUGGAGACCAAACUUUAUAACCUUAAGAUAGAGUCAUUGCAGGCGGAUAACAGACGACUACAGGCACAAGUAGCUGAUUAUGCAAAAGUUGUGGCAGAGCUUGAAGCUGCCAAAGCCAAGAUAAAACUGUUAAGGAAGAAACUUAGGUCUGAUGCGGAACAAAAUAGGGAGCAUAUCUUGUCCCUUCAAGAAAGAGUGAUGAAGCUUCGGGACCCGGAAAUGAAGGCUGUUGAAGUUGAUCAAGAUGUGGAAAUGCAGCUAAAGAAAAGGAAGGAACUGGAGGAGGAGUUAGAGGAGAUGAAGAGGUCCAACGACAGUCUGAAGCUGGAAAAUUCUGAGUUGGCUCAGAAACUGGAGUAUUUACAAAUGCUUGCUACAUCUGCUUUAGACAAUGAAGAGAUACGAGCACUUAAAGAAGAAAGUCAGCUUUUAAGACAGAAAAACGAAGAAUUAAGGAAGGAAAUUGAACAAAUCCAAGCUGACCGGUGCACAGAUAUUGAAGAGCUCGUCUACCUCAGAUGGAUAAAUGCUUGCCUGCGUUAUGAAAUGAGAAAUUAUCAGCCGGGCCCAGGUAAAACCACUGCUAGGGAUCUCAGCAAAACAUUAAGUCCCAAGUCUGAAGAGAAGGCGAAACAGCUCAUUCUUGAAUAUGCAAAUAGAGAAGGUUCGGGGGACAAGGGACUUAAUAUUAGCGAUUUCGAUUCUGAUCAGUGGUCUACUUCUCAGGCUUCUUAUCUUACAGACUCGGGGGAACAUGACGACUUCCCUGUCGACAAUCUGCCAGCUAACAAGAUGAACCAUUCAAGCAAGACAAAAGUCUUGUCCAAGUUGAUGAAGCUGUGGCGAGGAAAGGACAAUCACCAUCAUUUUCAAACACCACACUCGCCUCCUGAAAGAGCUGUUUCUGUCAACGAUGGUCUAAGUAGAUUUUCUAGUAAUCUUCAUUCAGGCAUUUCACUAGGAAUAGACCCUGAAGCUGAGGGUCCCAUGAAGAGAACAAGAGCCUCAUCUGAGGAUUUCUCUAGACAUUCUUUCAAUCUCCAGAGAUCUCGUUCACAAGGUCAAAAGAGUACCCCUGGGCAAAGCAGCAACUGUUCUGGAAGAACCAGUGAUGAUGGUUCCUUGAGCAUCUUCAGAACAAUUGACUCGAUAAACGAUGAUGGUUCGUCCCCAAGCAUUCAGCCUCAGCAAGAUGCUCAAAAUGCAGAAAACACUGAACUGGUGAAAUAUGCGGAAGCCCUGAAAAACUCUCGUGGGAAAUCAUCAUUUCGUCGGAGAUCGGCCUCACUUAGCUCCUUUUGACAUCUUUGUUAGAGUUUUGCAUUCUUCUUUUUCCAAGAAAAUAGGUAAUAACAUUGUUGAAAGUGCACUGCUGCACUAAUUAUUGCAAGAGGGGUGCUCUGGAUAGGUAGGAUUUUGUAGCUGGUUGUGGCCUUUGUUUGAGUGAUUUGCAUAGAUAGUCAUGUAUGUAAAACCAUAGAUGCUUGAAAAUCAAUAUAGAAAAAGGUGAAGAUUGUAAAGAAAAUGAUGCUCAUAUACUUGCAGUAAUAAUUGUGUGCAAACAUUAAUGCAAA
Molecule: messenger RNA, 2514 nt
Organism: Sesamum indicum (sesame)
Lineage: Eukaryota; Viridiplantae; Streptophyta; Magnoliopsida; Lamiales; Pedaliaceae
Gene: AR791
Product: actin binding protein family
Biological process (GO): protein localization to cortical microtubule cytoskeleton
Cellular component (GO): cortical microtubule
Source: RefSeq, a predicted model, not a curated record